UGUGGGCUUCACCUAUUCUUCUUUACAACAACCUAUUAGUUAUAAAUGGAUUUUUUUUUUUUAAAUUGAAAUCAUAUUGCACCAAAACAAUGACAUGAAUCGUUUGAUUAUACAAUGAAUGUGAUAAAUGUAUUUAUAUAAGGGUUGUGACAUUACAUGUUUAUAUGUGAAUGAUAUGCUCAUAAUAGGAAGUUGGAACAAAAAAAAAUGUGAUAAGUCCCAUAAAUUUGUGUGCAGGUAAACGUGUGCUAAGAUGUUAAUAUCAAUUAAAAAUAAACAAGUAAUAAAAUUAGAAAUUCGUAUAUUCUCAAUAUAAAAUUCUUUUAGAAAAAAAAAACAUAUAUACACCAAUGACAUGUUUAAUUACCUGGAAAAAGAAUGAAAGAAAAGAAAUGUAUGAUUUCAACUCAUUCCUCAUUUUGACUUCGACUCCUUUUAUUCCGAUCGUUUCUCGUUCUGAUUUCGUGUAGGGUUUGUAAUAAAUGAAGGAAUUAGUAUAAAAAAGAGAAAACAAAAACAAAUAAAAUCACAUGUAUGUAUCGUAUGGAAAAAGUAAAAAGAAACAAACAAAAAAGCGAACUUGUUCAAUGUUUAGGAACAGAGGCGCAUUGCCGCACAAGAAAAGAAAGUGAUUUUCCUUUUCGAAUUCCCUCGCUCAGCUUCAUCAGAUCUCUUCCCCUUCUACUUUAACCCUCCAAAAUCGUAGACACACACACAGAAGUACUGAAACUUGUAGUCAGAGAAAUUGGGCUGGAUCAGAAAAAGCAGAGAAAAAGAAACAUGGGUUGCAGAAACAGAGAGUUCACAGACGACGAGACUGUCUCUUCUUCUUCAUUAAGUGAGGCCUUGCUUUUUGCCACCAUGUGCAUCAUUGGUCUCCCAGUCGAUGUUCACGUCAAGGACGGCUCUGUCUAUUCUGGAAUAUUCUACACCGCCUCUGUGGAGAACGAAUACGGUAUUGUUCUGAAGAAAGCAAGGAUGACUAAAAAGGGAAAGAGUGAUGCUAAUGUAGGAAAUGGGACAUUGAUUGACACUCUAGUAAUUCUCUCAGGUGACCUUGUUCAAGUUGUUGCUAAGGGAGUUUUGCUUCCAGCGGCUGAUAUUGCUGGAAAUAUGGCUGGUGACGAAACUGAAGCUGUUACGGGUACUGUUCCUUCUGAUGUUUGUAUAAAGAAUGAUGCGAAGAAGCCAAUUGAGUCUGCCAUAAAUAAGAAGAAAUUGAACGGUGUCAGCAGGGGCGCAAUGCAAAAUGGCAAUGGACUUGCUCAUGGCGUCACCUUCACAGGAGCUGGAAAGGAACAUGAAGGGAGGAAUUUGCCACUGAAACAUGGUGGGAAUACCAUGGAAGUUGAACAUGGGAAAGGUGAAGGGAUGAACUUAUCAGAGUGCAAAAUGCUUCUGCAGGCUGAUAAAGUUAAUGAUAAAAAGAUGACAUCAAAGCGAUUGCCUUCCGGAGUAUCUUGUGAUCCUGUUACUGUAAUUGUUAAUUCAGACAAUCAAUGCUGUGAAAGGACAACUUCAGCAGACAUUUCUUCUGAUGUUGUUUCUUCAGGUGUCUCAACUUCAUUUAAUCCAGCUGCAGAUGCUUCUUGUCGACGUUUGGUGGCAACAUCAACUGAAAUGGUCCAUCCUCAGGGUCCAGAAUUUAAUAGAAGUGCCAAGGAAUUUAAGCUCAACCCAGGAGCAAAAACAUUCUCUCCAUCUUUUACAAAGCCCAUAACAUCAACCCCUCCUUCGGUGCCAACAGUGGUGAGCAUGGGUUAUAUACCAAACAACUCCCCCAUGGUAGCUGUUCCUGCUGCUCAGCCAGAAGUCGGAUCAAAUCCUUUCCCAUCUCGUUCAUCUGUGCCUGUUAAGGUGGUCCAGUACAAUAAUUUCACCAAUGGACAUGGUGGCAGUGGUUCUCAAUUUUCACAACCUAUUGUUGGACACGUGGGAAGCAGGGUGCAGACGCUUAGGUAUCCUGUUCAGGCUGGACCUACCUAUGUGCAUCCAAAUUCUCAAGCUGUUAUGGUUGGACGGUUCGGGCAGGUUGUAUACAUGCAUCCAGUUUCUCAAGAUUUGGUUCAGGGUGCAACGGCUAUGUCACCACUGCCUGCUCGUCCUGUGUUGACCCCACAUCAGGUCCAGUUUCCGAAGCACCAAGGACCUGCAGCAGCCCAAGCUUUUCAGCUGUGUGCGCCUCCGCCGUUCAUGGCUACUGGACAGCAGCCUUUCCCCAUUGCCAAGACACAUCCCCUUUUUGCAACCUCCCUUCCCUUCUAAUUGUCUCAUUUAAGUCCCAGGAUCUAAUGAUCUUGUUGAUCCUAAGUUUGGGUGAAUAUCGGUUUCUUUCACUAGUCACCUCAGCUAGGGGUUCUUUUCCCCAUCCUUAUAUAUUAUAAUUCUAGAAAAUUUUGGCCUUAAAUUCUUUUACUGGACAAGAGUCCAGUCAACCUGUAUUCGCUCAGAGUGUUUUUUCUAUACAUAAAAGACGGACAACUUUUGCACUAGGGUUUCUGUCAAACCUGGUUAAAGGGCGUGUAGCCUUCAUUGUUUUUUGAAAUAUGUAGGGAUCUUGUCUUCUACAAAAAGGGAGUGGGUUUCAUGCUUUUCCUUGAAUAAUUUUGUCAAUAAGAGUAACAUGUAAAGUAUUUGAACAAGAGAUGCAUUGAUUCGAUUGACUGUUUUUUGGAUACAUGAUUCGUUUGAUUGUAAAAUGUUAUAUCCCCUCAUGUUUAUAUGUUCCAACUGAUUGCCCGGAA
Molecule: messenger RNA, 2744 nt
Organism: Prunus persica (peach)
Lineage: Eukaryota; Viridiplantae; Streptophyta; Magnoliopsida; Rosales; Rosaceae
Exons: 10
Coding region: 781-2265 (494 amino acids)
Biological process (GO): cytoplasmic stress granule assembly
Cellular component (GO): cytoplasmic stress granule
Molecular function (GO): RNA binding
Source: RefSeq, a predicted model, not a curated record